AUGCCUCCAUUGUCUCACGAUUCAGAAUCAGCAGCCAUGAUCAUUCGAAAAUGGCACAAAUCUAAGGAUACGGUCACCUUGUCAUUCACUGUUGCAUCAGUAGCUGGUAAGCCUCCGCUCGUUGGUUUUUCGGAAGAAGUGGAGAAGACUUGGAAAGGUCUCGUCGGCAAGCAUAAUCUUAAGCAACGUCCCUCCAGUCAGCUGUCUAAGAUUGCUUCCGUUGAUAAAGCUGAUGGGCAGAAGGAAAAAUCAAAAUCAAAGGAUGGUGUAGUGAAGUCUAACACUGGCAAGUAUUCUUUGUUCUUUGUUUUUUGA
Messenger RNA from Cooperia oncophora, 315 nucleotides. NCBI's taxonomy places the organism in Eukaryota, Metazoa, Nematoda, Chromadorea, Rhabditida, Trichostrongylidae. The record is from the annotation of a GenBank genome assembly.